Diachasmimorpha longicaudata is the source of this 918-nucleotide messenger RNA. RefSeq lists its product as uncharacterized. The coding region runs from base 278 to 877 and encodes 199 amino acids. The transcript has 2 exons. The record is from RefSeq and is a predicted model, not a curated record. NCBI's taxonomy places the organism in Eukaryota, Metazoa, Arthropoda, Insecta, Hymenoptera, Braconidae.
UGUCAUUCGUUAAAAGACAUUGCAAUGAUAAAAAUCUCUAAACACUUUGAAACUUACGCUUUAGAGUCCCUCGAAAAAUAUCUCGCGGAUCGCAAAUCGUAUGAGGGACGACAAAAGCCUCAAUGUCGCGGGAAAAGAGUGCGCGUAUGUGUCGAUAAAUAUACAGAUAAUGAUGACCUAGACAGUGAAGAUAGUGAUGACAUGUGCAUUCCAGCAAAAGCGCGGAAAAUCGCGAUAGGGUCAAGUGAGCACAGAGGAAAAAAAGUUGUGGACUAAUAUGUUAGAUCAAGAUCUUGAUGUGUUCAAUCAAGUGAAUUAUAUUGAUAAGGAAAAGGAUCUGACAAAAAUACAGGCUCGCGAAAAACGUUUAAAGCUCGCGGAAAAAAAGAAUGCUGACUUUAUCGCCCGCGAAAAAUGCCGCGAACCAGCUAAGGAAAAACAAAAACGAUUUAGAGCUCGCGAAUCCGAAAAAAAUCGAUCCAAGGACUACACAUCGAAAGAUAUCAUCCCUGAGACCAUGAUGGAAUUGGAUUCAUCGAUCGAGAUCAUUCCCAGCACUCCAUCAGUUAUUAGUUUAAUGCUAGAACGCAAGGGUGAAUAUGCGCAGCAUGGACUAUUCAAUCCCGCGGCCUCAACCCCUACAAAACCGCGAAAAACUAUUGAAGAAAUCAAGGCCGUUGUAGUCGCGUUGGGCGUGAAUCUAGAACAAAGGAAUCGCGAGGGCGAUUACGAAGUGCGAUGCACUCAACCGCAGCGCCCAAAAGAGCUUAAUCAAAUUGCGAUGCAAUUGGAUCAGAACGACAAUGAUGAUGAUGAAGGAUUGGCCCUCCAGAGUCUUGAUUUUAUCCCGUUAUACCCCAGUAACCGUUCGGCUUAAAAAUUCAUUCAACAUUUUUGUAUUUUUUUUGGUUAGCUGAA